AUGAAAGGGAUUCUCCGCUUCCUCUGGAUCGCCCUCGCCCUCGCGGGGAAGGUUGCUGCCCGUGACACCAGGGGGAUAAACACUCCUAGCCGCUUGUUACUCGUCAACGACGGCCAAAGCAAGACCGAUGCUGCCAUGGAUGCGGUUUGCACCCAGGGUCUGCCGGCUUCGGCGCAGCACCCAGACAGCGACUACCCCAUCGACAACUACACGGUGGUCACGCCUGCCCAGCAUUGGUCGUCGUACACUUUGCGCCAGGACUGGUACGAUGAGCACUAUCUUUCGGGACCGCAUUACAUGCCCUUCACUCAUGCGAGCGAUCCGUAUGGUGCUUUCAAAUGCCAGUAUACCUGCAACGCUGCUGAGAACUGCAACUCGUACUUUGUCUGGUACGAGAAGGUCGGGACCCCAGACGAGCACCUCAGCUGCGUCUUGUUUGAUGCCAUCAUUACACCGUCCAUCUUCGUCGAGGCCGAGGGCACCAUCGCGACCGGCGCCUACGAUAGGCUCUGCGAUCAGCAGUAG
Canariomyces notabilis is the source of this 525-nucleotide messenger RNA. RefSeq lists its product as uncharacterized. The transcript is spliced from 4 exons. The record is from RefSeq and is a predicted model, not a curated record. Bases 1 to 525 code for a protein of 174 amino acids. NCBI's taxonomy places the organism in Eukaryota, Fungi, Ascomycota, Sordariomycetes, Sordariales, Chaetomiaceae.